AUGUCCGCAAACCUCUCAGCUAACACGCUCUUCAAUGUCAAUGGCAUCGUAGCCGUCAUCACAGGAGGCGGAUCAGGUAUCGGCCUAAUGAUGACAAAGGCCCUAGUAGCCAACGGCGCCCACCUCGUAUACAUCGUCGGCCGCCGCGAAGACGUACUCCGCUCAGCUGCAGAAAGCAUCGACCCUAAGAUCGUCAUCCCACUACCCGGCGAUGUCACAUCCCGCGAGUCUCUUCUCGAAAUUGCAAAACACGUCGAGACCAAAACCGGCUCCAUCAACCUCCUUAUCUGCAAUGCCGGAAUCAUGGGUCCCAAGCCGCUUAAAGCAGCACCCGGCUCUGCACCUCCGUCGCUUUCAGAGUACAGAGCGCACGCCCUCGAGACGCCCAUGGAGGAAUUUACAAACACGUAUGCGGUGAAUACCACAGCUGUAUACUACACCACUCUCGCCUUCCUCUCCCUCCUCGACGCCGGAAACACAAAGAGCAACAUGGGCGCAGACGUCCGCUCCCAAGUCAUAACUACAUCGAGUAUCGGCGGCUUCUCGCGCUUACCGGGCGCAUCGUUUGCUUAUAACAGCAGUAAAGCUGCCGUCACGCAUAUGACGAAGAUGCUUGCUACGUCGUUUGUUCCGUAUGGCAUCCGUUGUAAUAUACAAUUCCUCGCUGAACCCUUCCACCGCAUGUUCUUCCUCGAUAACCUCGCCAUCGGCUAUCCACACGCGGAAAUAGAACGCGUACCAGUCUCAUGGCUCUUCAUAUACGCCGGCGCAGUUCCCCUUGGUACACUCGUCGCCUGGGCCCUCAUCCUCCGCCCCGGAACACACAAAGCACAUGUCACCAUCUUAGGCUGGUUCAUCAGCAUGAUCUUGACCAUGUUCAUUACCGACGUGAUCAAGAACGCUGUUGGACGGCCCCGACCAGAUCUCAUUGCGAGGUGUAAACCCGCUCCUGGUACACCGGCACACCAACUCGUCACGUUCGAGGUCUGCACCGAGACAAAUCACCACGUUUUGCACGACGGCUGGCGCAGUUUUCCUAGUGGGCAUAGUAGUUUCUCCUUUAGUGGAUUAGGCUAUCUUGCUCUCUUCAUCGCAGGUCAAUGCCACGUCUACCGCCCUCGCGCCGAUCUCGCUCGCGUCCUUCUCGCUCUCACUCCUCUCCUCGGCGCUGCCUUGAUCGCUAUCUCCCGCUGCGAAGACUAUCGUCACGAUGUAUACGAUGUUAGUGUUGGGUCUGUGCUGGGCAUGGCGGUUGCGCAUUACACGUAUAGGAGGUAUUAUCCUGCAUUGAGGAACAGGCAGUGUGCUACACCGUUUCCUAAUCCGGCGGAUGAGAAGGGCUGGGGAAGGUCAAGGGGACGAAGAGAGCUUGAGGGCUGCGGGUGA
Molecule: messenger RNA, 1386 nt
Organism: Alternaria atra
Lineage: Eukaryota; Fungi; Ascomycota; Dothideomycetes; Pleosporales; Pleosporaceae
Exons: 3
Coding region: 1-1386 (461 amino acids)
Biological process (GO): phospholipid metabolic process
Molecular function (GO): oxidoreductase activity; phosphatidate phosphatase activity
Source: RefSeq, a predicted model, not a curated record